Paracoccidioides lutzii Pb01 is the source of this 414-nucleotide messenger RNA. RefSeq lists its product as hypothetical. Bases 1 to 414 code for a protein of 137 amino acids. The record is from RefSeq and is a predicted model, not a curated record. The transcript is spliced from 2 exons.
AUGGUGGUUUUAUCUGAAUCUGUUCCCACCGGCCGGGGCCUCUCCUCCAGCACCACCACCAUACCUGUGGUCCCGGACGUUGCUCCAUGGCCUCCUGCCAGCGGGGGGAACAUCAGGAACGUCUUUAACGCUUCACGCCGCCGAAUUGGCUCCCCCUUGAACCAUCAUGUUCUCUCUCCAGUACCAAGUCCCAUCCUGCUGGUUGCGUUUCCUCUCUCACUCUCACUCUUCUCCCACCAGCAUCUCAUGCAAUACCGCUCGUCGUUCCCCCGCCCCUUGUCCAUAAAGCUACAGUGGAUAAACAAAGUGGCUCCACUCGCCACUCGCGACCCUGGUGAGAAUGAGGGUAACAGUGAUCAUUCUGGUAGUGAUGUCUUUGGUGAUGAGGACCAGCUCCCCCAGAACACUAUCUAG